CCUUCCGUUUAUAACCUCCACCUCCACCUCCAAAGCUCAAUGGCUUCCUCCUCCUCCCUCUCCUCAUCUCAUGCCUUCACCCUCCCCUAGAACCCUCCUCGCCCCUCCUCGAAUUCCCAACGCUCCGAUCGCCGCCUGACCCGCCGCGCCGUAUCCUCCCCCGAAUUACCCUCGGAAUUUCGGGGGCCGGAUCGAAUCAAGCCGCUUGGCCCCCGAUCAAGAGCGAACGCCUGCCUGAGGACGGUAUCCUCGGGCGCGGGUGUUUCUUGAUUCCUUGCUCGUGCCUGCGAUGGGGGCGCCGAAGCAGCGGUGGACGCCGGAGGAGGAGGCCGCGCUCAAGGCCGGCGUCGCCAAGCACGGGCCGGGCAAGUGGCGCACCAUCCUCCGGGACCCGGAGUUCAGCGUCCUCCUGCGCCUCCGCUCCAAUGUUGACCUCAAGGACAAGUGGCGCAACUUGAGCGUCACUGCCGGAGGUUAUGGGUCUAGGGAGAAGGCAAGAAUGGCAUUGAAGAAAGGCAGGCAUGUGCCUAAGGUCACUGCUGAGCCAAUGGACAUCGAUGCAAAUGAUAUGGACAGUGUUGAUAAUGCAGUCAUUGAUGCAAAACCAUUAGCAAUGGCUGUGGAACCCUUGCAGGUUGGGAGCAGUUCAGAGAAGUCAGUUGCUAGGCUUGAUGACCUCAUAUUAGAAGCUAUAAAGAAGCUUAAGGAGCCUUCUGGGUCUAAUAAGACGGCCAUUGCUGCAUAUAUUGAGGAGCAAUACUGGCCACCUGCUGAUUUUCAGCGCCUUCUGUCCACAAAAUUGAAGGCAUUGGUUUCUUCUGGAAAUUUGAUGAAGGUAAACCAGAAGUACAGAAUUGCACCAAGUUCACUUUCGUUAGGCGGAAAGAGCACCAAGGUGUAUUCCACUGAAGAGAUGAACGGAGAAAAUAAUGUUAAACAGCUAACUAAGCUUCAAGUGGAUGCUGAAUUGGAGAAGAUGAAAGGCAUGACUAAGGAAGAGGCAGCUGCAUUUGCUGCCAAGGCAGUUGCCGAGGCAGAAGUAGCCAUCGCAGAAGCUGAGGAGGCUGCAAGGGUUGCAGAGGCUGCAGAAACUGAUGCUGAAGCUGCAAAGGCUUUUCUUGAUGCUGUCACAUCAACAAUGAAAAAUAGAAAUGCUGCUUUUAAGAUGCUUCGAGCUUGCUGAUCCUCUCUACCCAUGCCGUCAUAUGGUUUUAGUCAGCAGAACUUGUUAAGAUAGCACUGGUGUUCUGCUGCAAAGCUUUUGUUACGAUAGAUGAGUUUCUUGUAUAGCCUUAUAGAUCAAGUUGCUUCAAUGGGAGGGAUUUUCAACAUGUUGCUGCUGGUCCUGACUGUGCUGUGCUACCCAAUCAACAGUACAAUAACAUGAAUGAUCGGGAAAGUAGUCAUCAAUUUUUUUUCACUUUUCCACAUUGUGUUGCUUUGUAAUUAAACUCGCCCUUUUCUUUAGUUCGAGUGAUGUCAAAUAGAACUGUAGUGAAAAGACAAUGUCAGAAAUCUGCCUUAGUUCAUGCAAAUUGCUGUGAUAAGAUA
Phragmites australis (common reed) is the source of this 1551-nucleotide messenger RNA. Its product is annotated as single myb histone 1-like. Bases 290 to 1183 code for a protein of 297 amino acids. Gene Ontology annotation, molecular function: double-stranded telomeric DNA binding. Gene Ontology annotation, cellular component: nucleosome. Gene Ontology annotation, biological process: nucleosome assembly. The transcript is spliced from 6 exons. The record is from RefSeq and is a predicted model, not a curated record. NCBI's taxonomy places the organism in Eukaryota, Viridiplantae, Streptophyta, Magnoliopsida, Poales, Poaceae.